UUAGUCCCGCCUGCUUUUUUGUAGGUAUAUAUAAAGUAGGGAACCUUGGUCAGGCCUUUAGAGGUUAAGAAAGAGAGUGAUAGGAAGUACAAUAAUCGAGUUCUUUAGAAGUAUGCCUGCUAGGAGAUUGUCACUAACACUUCUUCUGGUCGCCCCAAUCAUCUCCGCAAGAAGACUUAGCUCAGAAGACUUAGGUCUGACUGGAACAACGACAGCAUGGGGUGAGCAAACGGAGAAUACUGAGAACGGAGACUUGUACACCUCCACUUCCGAGUUGGGAGAUUGGGACACCACUACGGAACCAACCGAGACCUACCAACCAGAGUACGAUGAAGGUUUCGAAAACUUUGGCUCCUGGCUACGGCGAAAAAGAUCCUCGGAUCCAGAGGAUGACUUAGAAACAGCUGAGCAGGUACUCUUCCGUCCAACUUUCCGCUACAAGCAUCUUGUGAAAGAGCGAGAGAAACACAGACUGCAAGAGCAACUCCGGCGACAGUUCAGUCAGAAGUCACAGGUCUCGGCACAACCAUCCAGGAAGUACUACAAUACUUACCCCCAACAGAACCAGAGAUACCCACAGGUACCAAGUGCACAGAGAGUAUAUUCCCAAACUUCCCUUUCCCAAAGUGUAUAUUCCCCUCAGAGGGUGUAUCCCCAAAAAACUUCCCCACCCCAGAGGGUAUAUUCCCCACAAACUGCCCCGCCACAGAGGGUAUAUUCCACUCAGUCUUCCCCUCAGAGAGUUUACCCGCAAGCAUCGGCCACACAGAAAGUGUAUUUGGCAAAUUCCCCAAUUGUGCCAAAUUACCCUCAACUUGUCCAGUCUUCCCCACAAUUCCCGGCACAAUAUACUCAAGGAUUCAGGCAACAAAGGUCUCCUUAUAAUUACUUUUACUCUCCAAAAACUUACUAAACUUAUAAGGCUUUACAAUCAUAAAUUGUAAGUGUAUUAUUUAAACAUUUGAAGGUUUUGAACAGUUGUUUGUGUAAUAUAACCUUAAAAAGUCACAAAUAUGCUGCCACAAAUUUUAUAUGAAUUUUUAAAUUAAAGUCUUAAGAAUUUAAAAAGUUGUUUGUUUUUAGAAAACCUUAAAACAUACCUAUGGGAAUGCAGGUUUAUUCAGUUGUGCAAUGUGACAGAGUACAUUAUUUCCGAUCUCAAAAUAAAUUGAUUCUUUUUUGGAGAUUGUGAAAAAAAGAUCAAGCGUUUUUGUAUUUUUACAAUUACAGCAAUAAGUUAACCAGCGUAACGGAUUAAACAAUUGAUCAGAUUUGA
Messenger RNA from Macrosteles quadrilineatus (aster leafhopper), 1276 nucleotides. RefSeq names its product adhesive plaque matrix protein-like. Lineage: Eukaryota; Metazoa; Arthropoda; Insecta; Hemiptera; Cicadellidae. The record is from RefSeq and is a predicted model, not a curated record. The coding region runs from base 113 to 913 and encodes 266 amino acids. The transcript has 3 exons.